Messenger RNA from Lacerta agilis (Sand lizard), 619 nucleotides. It is a transcript of the gene FBXO48, whose product is annotated as F-box protein 48. The transcript has 3 exons. The coding region runs from base 111 to 599 and encodes 162 amino acids. NCBI's taxonomy places the organism in Eukaryota, Metazoa, Chordata, Lepidosauria, Squamata, Lacertidae. Gene Ontology annotation, molecular function: protein binding. The record is from RefSeq and is a predicted model, not a curated record.
GCUGGGGGAACGAAUGGCGUUCGAAUGGAGAAACCGUUUGGGCCGUUAAAAGGACGCUGCGCGCGGACGAACGCAGAAAGGGUGGUUGGUAUUUUAACAAUAUCUGAAUUAUGAAGAAAGGCUCUAAGCAGACAACUUCCAGAAGAAACAAGCAGACUGUUGCCAGUACUACCUGUAAGAAAUUGUCCAUUCAACCCUCUGAGCAGAUGAUAAAAACAUGCCAAAGAGAUUUUGUGCAGCUGUUCCCGCUAGAAGUCAGUUUAAAAGUUUUUAGUGAACUUGACAUUCAGAGUUUAUGCAAUGCUACAAUGACAUGCAAAAGCUGGAAUCAGACCAUUGAGAACUGUGAUGAUUUAUGGAAACAUCAUUGCUUGACUGUAAGGGCUGUCUGUCAGCGAGAGAUUGACGACGACAGAGGAAACGGUUAUUCAUGGAAGGUCACGCUCCUGAGAAACUACUGGAAAAGCAAGGUGAAGUAUGAAUGGCUGAGUGGGAAAUAUAGCAAUAUUCAUUCCCGUGUUGCCUUGCCAGAAAAAAGCAUGUAUCCCAUGGACGUGGACACCUGGGGAGAAAUCCUGGAAGCCGAACUGGAAAGAUAAGAUGCCCAAAUAAGGAUCUU